This is a messenger RNA of Ochotona princeps (American pika), 2752 nucleotides long. RefSeq names its product CDKN1A interacting zinc finger protein 1 (gene CIZ1). Gene Ontology annotation, cellular component: nucleus. The record is from RefSeq and is a predicted model, not a curated record. Gene Ontology annotation, molecular function: zinc ion binding; nucleic acid binding. Lineage: Eukaryota; Metazoa; Chordata; Mammalia; Lagomorpha; Ochotonidae. The transcript has 17 exons. Bases 164 to 2671 code for a protein of 835 amino acids.
CCCGGGCCGCGGCUGGGCCUUCCGGACGUCUUAGGCCGGACCGCGUCUCCGGGCGCCUCGGAGCCUGCGAGCGGGAGCGUGGGGAGCCCGCGCGUGGCCCACGCUUCCCGUGGGGCGACGUGGUCGCUGAGGGCUUCGGUUCCGCGCAGGGAAGCGAGCCACCAUGUACAACCCGCAGCUCCAGCAGCAGCAGUUGCAGCAGCAACAAUUGCUGCAGAUCCAGCAGCUGCUGCAGCAGUCCCCGCCACAGGCCCCCUUGCCCAUGGCCGUUGGCCGGGGCCUCCCCCAGGUGCAGCCCGCGCAGCCGCAGCUUGUGGGUGUCCAGGGCAACGGCUCUGCCUCCCUCCUCAGUGGUCCCCUGCUACAGAGGGCUUUGCUACUGCAGCAGCUGCAAGGACUGGACCAGUUUGCAGUGCCAGCAGCCACGUACGACAGCACCUGUCUCACCAUGCCCACGGCAGCACUGGGGAACCUGCGUGGAUACGGAGGUGUGACCACCCCGAACCUGGGAGCCCCCAGCCUCUCGCCCACACAGCUGGCCACCCAAAACCUGCAGCAGUUGUUCCCCCAAGCCACACGCCAGUCGCUACUGGGGCCCCCUCCCAUCGGACUCCCCAUGAACACUCCUCAGCUCAGCCUCUCAGGGCGGACCCCCCAGAAGCAAGCCCGGACCCCCUUUUCCACUAUUCCCAGUCGCAAGGACUCCUCUUCUCAGACGAUGUCGGUGGAAAACAGACCAGACCCCGCCGAGGGGUCUGAGGAAGCUGCAGAGGCCCCGUUGGACAUGUGUGAAGGCCGAGAUUCGCUCCCCUGCCCGGAUACCAUCUCCAGGGAGAAGCGCUCACUGGUGCCUGACCCUGAGCCUCGUGAGCCAUCAGAGCCAGCAGCCAAGAGGUCCAAAAGCUUGGAGGAGCCCACAGAGCCAGGGCCUCCAGGACAGCUGAAAGCCAAGGUCCAGCCACAGGCCCGAAUGACGGCCCUAAAGCAAACACAGACUCCUGAGCUGCUGCCUGAGCCAGUGGAAGCCCGGGGGCCACCACACUUCCAGCCCCAGGGGGCUCUGGUGAACCCCGGGGGACAGCCAAGGCUGCAGAAGCAGGCCCAGACACAGACCUCACCAGAGCACGUGGUGCCACAGCCGAAGCAGCCACUUCCAGAGCCCCAGAAGGGCACAGAGCCACAGUCCUCAGUACAGCCACCCAAGGAAGCAGAGCCACAGAAGCAGGUGCAGGCCUCGGCAUGCUCACCGCCCCCCAGGCAGGUGGAGCUGCCGCUGCUGAAGCAGGCCCAGACACAGACAUGUCCGCAGGUACUCAGCCAAGCACAGCCACGGCCCCAGCCGCGUGAGCAACCUUCGGGGCAGACCCAGACUCAGCCAGAGGGGUCGGUGCCAGCCUUGGAGCAAGCACCACUCUCGGCCUGUGCCACAUUGCUGGAGAUGCUGCCUGAGAUGGUAGAUGCCAGGGGAGAUAUGGAGGAGCCCCCGUCAGAGCCAGCAGGUGCUCAGGACGAAGUGGAAGAGAGCCAGCAGGAGCCGGCCUGCGGCCUGGACAUGGGAGAGUGCGAGAGAAGAGCAAGGGAGAUGCUAGGGACGUGGGGCACCGGGGGCUCCCUGAAGGUCACCAUCCUACAGAGCAGUGACAGCCGGGCCUUCAGCACCACGCCACUCCUGCCUGGGCCGCGUGCUGCUGGUGACACCUCCACUGCCCCCGUGGCCACCAGCACGCCCGCCAAGCCCGGCCUACAGUUCUUCUGCUACAUCUGCAAGGCCAGCUGCAGCAGCCAGCAGGACUUCCAGGACCACAUGGCAGGAGCUCCACACCAGCAGCGGCUUGGGGAUAUGCAGCACGCCAGUCAAGCCUGCCUCCUGUCCCUGCUGCCUGUGCCCCGGAACAUCCUCGAGAGAGAGGAGGAAGAGCCCCCGCCCCGACGCUGGUGCCACACCUGCCAGGUCUACUACUUCGGGGACCUGAUCCAGCACCGCAGGACGCAGGACCACAAGAUUGCCAAGCAGUCACUGCGCCCCUUCUGCACGGCUUGCAACCGCUACUUCAGGACCCCCCGCAAGUUUGUGGAACAUGUGAAGUCCCAGGGCCACAAGGACAAAGCCAAGGAGCUGAAGUCCCUGGAGAAGGAGCUAGCCGGCCAGGACGAGGACCACUUCAUCACUGUCGAUGCUGUGGGCUGCUUCGAGGGAGAUGAGGAGGAGGAGGAGGACGAAGACGAAGAAGAGGACAUUGAGGUGGAGGAGGAAUUCUGCAAGCAGGUGAGGUCCAGAGACAUCUCCAUAGAGGAGUGGAAGGACUCAGACACCUACAACCCCAACACAGCUUAUGGCGUGGACUUUCUGGUGCCAGUGAUGGGUUACGUGUGCCGCAUCUGCCACAAGUUCUACCACAGCAACUCGGGGGCGCAGCUCUCCCACUGCAAGUCCAAGGCUCACUUCGACAACCUGCAGAAAUACAAGGCGACGAAGAACCCCAGCCCCACCAGCCGGCCCAUGAGCCGCCGCUGUGCCAUCAACGCUCGCAACGCCUUGACGGCCCUGUUCACCACUGGCGGCCGCCAGCCGGUCCAGCCCAGCACCCAGGAUGUGGCCAAAACCCCCAGCAAGGUGACCGCUCAGCCUCCCCAGCCCCCACCUCGGCGCUCCAGCCGUCUGAAGUCCUGAUAGAGGAUGAACCCCGUGGGAUAGAGACUUUGGGCAUGGUUGGCGUCUUUACUCAAAGUCCAAUAAAAGGCAGUUUGUUCA